Notothenia coriiceps (black rockcod) is the source of this 3962-nucleotide messenger RNA. RefSeq names its product FH2 domain-containing protein 1-like. Lineage: Eukaryota; Metazoa; Chordata; Actinopteri; Perciformes; Nototheniidae. The transcript has 12 exons. The record is from RefSeq and is a predicted model, not a curated record. Bases 155 to 2674 code for a protein of 839 amino acids.
UGUUGUCACUCUACUUUUGAUGGUGAAGUUUUAACAAGAACACGGAGGACUAACACAAAGAAAGCGAUACAAAUGAGGAUAAUGGGGCAUCAGCUGAUCCAAGAGCAAACAUCAUGACUGCACCCCAAACCGACUGAGAGAUCCUUGACCAAAGAUGCAACCAGGAGGUCCACCCGCUCCACCACCACCACCGCCACCACCACCACCACCACCGCCUCCACCUCCACCUCCUCCACCUCCAGCCUUUGGCCUCCCCCCAUCACUACAUGGCUUUGGCCUUAAUGCCAAGGGAGCACACCGGCGCUCCAGGAUGCGCAAUUUUAACUGGGAAACCCUCCCCAAACACAGUGUGGAAGGAAAACACAACAUCUGGACAGCAGAUAAGACUGAUGGGGAAUAUGAGCUGGACACUGAACACAUGGAGGAGCUGUUCAGCCGCAAGCAGGACCAGCAACAAGUCAAGGCCCUGAACCGCCAGAGCCUGAGGGGCCAGCCAAAUUCUGCCUCAGGAGGGGUAAUGGUUUCCAUCCUCUGCUCCAAAAGAAGCAUGAACAUUGGAAUUUUCCUGAAGCAAUUCAAGCGGACUGUAAAAGACAUGAUUGAAGAAAUUAAAUCAGGAAGUAGUCUCACUUUUGGUCCUGGAAAACUGAAGGAGCUCUGCAAGCUGCUGCCAGAUGAAGGGGAGAAGAAGCAGCUGGUCGGUUUUAAAGGUGACCCCUCUGCUCUCCCUGACGCAGAUCUGCUAAUGAUAAUGCUAGUCAAGAUUCCCAGCUAUGAAGAGCGUCUCAGCAGCUUGGUGCUCAAAGAGGAACUUUUCCCCCUCAUGGAUGAAAUGAAAAACUUCAUCAGCACUUUGACAGCAGCUGGAAAUGAGCUCUUGGAGUCGGAACACCUCCAUUCCGUCAUUCGCCUGGUGCUGAAGACUGGAAAUUACAUGAAUGCUGGUGGCUAUGCAGGCAGUGCCAUUGGAUUCAGAAUGGCUUCUUUGUUGAAGUUAGCAGACACUAAAGCAAACAAACCAGGAAUGAAUCUUAUGCAUUAUGUAGUGAUACAAGCCCAGAAGUCAGACGGGGACCUGCUUAAUUUUGCAGACCAACUCACACAAAUUGAAGCUGCAUCAAGACUGAAUAAAGGUGAAAUAGAAGCAGAGUAUGAAAAACAGGUAAAAAGAGUGCAAGAUGCCAAAACGGACACCCUGAAGCAAGAAGACCUAAAAGCUCAGAUGGAUGAUUUUCUAAAGGGGGCUGAGGUCUGCUUAACUGAAAUGGAGACCGACCUUCAGGAACUACAGUCAGUGAGUGACUCUGUGGCGGACUACUUCUGUGAAAACCCAGAGAAGUUCAAACUAGAGGAGUGUUGCUCCAUUUUCCACUCCUUUUGUGAGAAAUUCAUGCGGGCCAUGCAGGAAAAUAAGGCUCGAGAGGGGGCAGAGGUGAAGCGGCGACACAGAGAAAGAUUGCAGAAUGCUGUCAAACGAAGGUCAACAGCUACCUGCUCCACUAGAGACAAAGAAAUGGAAGGAAUUCAAUUGCAAUCUGUCCUACAAAACUUUCUCACCAGUCGUGUCUCUCGGAGGAGACUCGGGAGACCCUCAUCUGCUUAUGGAAGCCCGACGAGCAGCAGUCCUAACGAUGGGAGUCUAUCUGAAAUUAACCCUCAGGCAAACCUCCCCACUGGAAUUCAAAAAAGAAUAGGCUCUGUUAAAGCUACGGACAUGGACAGAAAACAGUGGAGUUCAGCAGUUGAACUCUCAGAGAACCCUCCACAAAAGAAAACUCAAACCAAUAGCGAGGACAACAAGGCAAAAGGCGACAUUUCUAAUGAACAAGAGGUGAACACUUUGAGUAAAGAGGACUCCAGAGGUCUCACACAGCCAGCCAGCAGGACCACCAGCGUUUCCUCCUCAGGCAGACUUUUCUCCACCACCACUGAUGACAGUGAGGAAGACCUACACGAUAAUAACGAAGAGGAGGCCCAAAGAUUGCGGGAAGCAUCUAAAAAGGUUUUGCGCUUUCAGAAAAGCCGUAGCAGUGUCUCAUCCGAUUCUUUUGAAAAUCUGAAAUCUCCUGGUCCAAAAGGCACAUUGACUCGUCAACGCACCUUUGAUGAGGACACAGAGAGGUAUCCUGGAGACCCCACCAAUGAGGAUUUAGUUAGACUUUUGCUAAAUCCUCAGUCUUUCACAAAAUGUGACCUUGGCCGACGCCAUACUCUACCUUCUAAAGUUCCUAAAACUGAGGAAGAGGAAGCUAAACUGUGUCCCAAGCCACCAGUAAGAUCUCCUUCUGCUGCAAGAGAAAAAGGGACACUGCCAGCAGAAGGGUCUGAACAAAAUCCUUCAAAUCAAGUGUUUGACUUUCCCAAUUCAUCUCAGAGCUUUAAGAACUCUGGUUCUAAAGACCAGCAUUCUCCGUCAGCAGAAAAGAAAAGCAAGCUAAAUGUUUCUGUAACCCAUGUUCCAGAUGCUGGACAUGAGGAGCAAAUCAAAGUGGACAAAUCAAUGGAGCCGUCAGGGAACCCCUUGCAGAGAAAUAGUGAAACCCCCACUAACAGUGCAUGGACAAAGACUGAAAACUCUGGACUAUUUUUUGGCUUUUUAAAACGCCUUGGAGAUAUGAGCAAACUGCAGACUAGCAAAGAAACUGUCCAUAAGGGCAAUGAUUCUAGUGUAUAGGCAUUGAGAUGUAUCAAACGUAAGGUCAGGAAAACACAAGUAGCUUUAGUGUAACUUUAAUGACCUCAUCAUGGUGAUUGUGUUAUAUUUAAUGUUAAUGUUGUGAAUCGAUAAUGAGGUCUUUAAAGAGACAGAGAGAUGUUUCUAUGAAAGUGGUGGGAGUAGAGGAUGUUUUUGUUGAGGAAAGGCAAUUGGCAUGUUGUACCACUAGAUGGCAGAAAGUGACAGUAACAUGGGACAUUGUUGCUAAGGAAAUAAGGGUGUUGUUGAUUUCCAGGCAAUCUGUACAUUGUAACAAAAGAAUGAUGGGCACACUGUAAACCAUUUCCCUAUUUUGUAUCAAUAAUAUGAACAUUAGAUUGACAGUAAGGUGUUGUCCUUAUCAGUUGGAUAAAUGGGAGAAUAUUUAAAGUGUGUGUGUGUGUGUGUGUCCUUUGUCUGGAUUACAAUGUAAAACCUUGCAGUAUGUAUUGAGAAAGCUCGUGGACGUUUAGUGAGGGAGCAUAAAGAAAUGUGACUGUUUGUACAAUCUUGGCUUGAUUCUUAUUUUUGAUAUUUUGAUACAUUACUUAUUGUACUGUAUGCUUGAAUUUAAUACUGUUUUUCAGUUUUGCAAUCAUUCAAUUAUUUGCUUUUUGCUUUUUUUUUUUCCUUCUCUGUUGCUGUCACAUAAUCACAUCAAAAAUGCAGUUCAGGAUGCUUUCAGGGUCAUUCACAAUUUAAACAUUGUUUUGAGCUGAAAUGGGUCAGUGUUACAUAGGCAACCUGUAUGUAUGCAGAGCUGUACCAUGGACUGUCAGUGGCAAAGUGAAGGGUGCUGAUCUCAAAUGAACUUGAGAACAGAUUACUGUGGUUGAAGGGCCAACACCCGGUUUCUUAUUAUGAAGGAAGGGAAUCAGCCUUGCUUCAUUUACCGCUGUGCACUGCUUGUGGCAAAGCCAGGCUAUGACCCCAAUAUCUGGAGCAGGUACAGAGGGGUCGUUGAGGCCACAGCCUGGGCCAAUACAUCUAGGAUUACAAAAUGUAAGUUCAACGUUGUCCAGCUGUCUGACUGAAGUGUACCAAUGAGGUAAUUACAUCUCUUUGAACGUUUUUGUUAUAAUCUAAACAGCAACUGGAGUGAUCUGAAUGUGUUCUGUAUUUAUUUGCAAUUUAAUAUAUUUUAUUUGACUGAUAUGGAUAGCCAUCAACAUUUCCGAGAAUCAUUGGUGUUGUCACUGAAUCGUGACUUGUUACAGUGUUGUUUUGUAAUUGUACCUCUAAUCAUUAAGAGUGUCAAAUAAAUAUG